GUAAAAAUAUUCCGUGAGUCACGUGACUAUGGCGGAGCGAAUGUCCAACAGGAAUAAGUGAAGAUCAGGAAGAGAUGACAGCAGUCGUAGUUGUGCACGGUGGGGCUUGGGCCAUACCUGACGAUCUCGCCAAGGCCUCUGUUGAUGGAGUGAAGGCUGCAGCAUGUGUAGGGUUUUCUGUGCUGAAAAGAGGAGGAAGUGCACUGGACGCUGUUGAGUCAGCUGUGAAGGCAUUGGAAGAUAACACAGUGUUUAAUGCAGGGCACGGAGCAGCAUUAAAUAUGGAGGGGGAAGCGGAGCUGGAUGCCAUCAUCAUGGAUGGAAGGACACUUGCCAGUGGUGCUGUGUCUUCAGUGAAGAACAUUGCCAACCCUGUGUCACUGGCACGGGCAGUGAUGGAAAAGACUGACCACAUCAUGCUGACAGGGAGAGGAGCUAACCUGUUUGCAGAGAGCAUCGGUGUGGUCACGGUUCCCACUGAUACCCUGGUUACACAGUAUGAGAGAAAAGAAUGGGAGAAGCACAAGGGUUAUGUUACUGGUGUGAUGGAAGAUUUCAACUCUCAGUGGGCUCAUGAUACUGUUGGUGCAGUUGCUGUUGAUAGUGCCGGAAAUGUGGCAUGUGCAACAUCAACUGGAGGGAUCCGAAAUAAAAUGGUCGGCAGAGUAGGAGACUCUCCAAUUAUUGGUUGUGGAGGAUACGCAGACAAUUUCAGUGGUGCAGUGUCUUGUACUGGCCAUGGAGAGUCCAUCCUUAAAGUCACACUGGCCAGACUCAUUCUUUCACAUAUUGAACAAGGUAAAUCUGUAGAAGAUGCCUCACAGUUGUCCCUGCGCUACAUGGGAGAGCGUGUCCGGGGUGCAGGAGGAGCUAUUGUAGUUUCUCAAUCAGGGCGGUGGGCAGCCACAUUUUCAACAGAGCGAAUGGCUUGGGCAGCUGUGGAACAAGAUGUUCUGUGGUAUGGUUUAGACCCAAAUGAAAGAAUGAAAGAGCAGUUGUCCCAGUAACAAUUUUAACAGUUUUUAUCCUUAUUAGUCAUAGUACAGAUCCAUGCAAUAGAGAAAUGUAUUUAACGUUUUCUACUAAUUGUCUAUCAUUUGUUGUCUGGAGACAAAUAAUAAAUAAUUAUUAAUUAAUUAUUCUUUAUAAUCUGUGAUAUACAGCCUUUAUGUGUACAGUGACACAUACAUUGUAACAUGUAGAUUAUGAAUGUUACAGUAUACAAGUCUCAAGCUGAUAGCUGAAUCUCUGUUGCAUAUUACAUAUGCACAUACAUAAAAUCAGAGCAAAGAACUGCAGCACUGGUAUGAAGUGGAUUCUGACCAUACUGUACCUUUAAAAAAAAUUAACUUAAGCAACUUGUUUGAUUAGUGGUUUUCAGUUCUGGGCCUUGGAAUGAAGACAUCUGCUGGUUUUCAGUGCUGCCAUAUGCUUAAAGCAGUUAACUAGUGGAUAGAAUAGAAAGGCUGCUGGCAUCCUGGGAGUCUCUCACUUUUAGUAAUUGUUUAUUUGAUUAGUAGAUAAUUAAUAACAAAGACUGAGUUUAAAGCAGAGCCUGUGAAAUGUAACUUACUUUUUCCCCCACUAAAUGUUUUUCAGUGUCUUAAAAAGUUGUUUGUUGGUGCUCUUCAAGCACCUCUAGUAAAAAUGGACUGUUACCAGGUUCUUAACAUAACAAUGGCCUCAUUCAUGAGUCUCUACUUCAUUGUUGGCCUUGCUGCAUCCUUUGAAACAAUGGCUGCUCAACCAAGAACAAAACUCCUGCUGUAUUGAAGUGUGAAUCAGAAUUAUAAUUGGAUAGUAGGAUCAUUUGCUCCCAUUGUGACUGUAGAUAUAGGGGCUGCUCUGAAUGGCUGAUCUGCCCCUUUAUUUAAAAACUGGUUAAAGAGAAAAGCACCAGUUUCAUGUUCUUAGACUAGGAUGCACCUACAACAAUAUCACCUCCUAGACUGAACAAUUCAUGUAUUUGUAGAAUUUGUUGUAACUUUUUUUUUUUUUUUUUUUUUGUACUAAUGUUGCAUUAAAAUAAUAUGGG
Messenger RNA from Scomber japonicus (chub mackerel), 2035 nucleotides. Its product is annotated as isoaspartyl peptidase/L-asparaginase. Gene Ontology annotation, molecular function: asparaginase activity. The coding region runs from base 75 to 1007 and encodes 310 amino acids. The record is from RefSeq and is a predicted model, not a curated record. NCBI's taxonomy places the organism in Eukaryota, Metazoa, Chordata, Actinopteri, Scombriformes, Scombridae. The transcript has 7 exons.